Gadus chalcogrammus (walleye pollock) is the source of this 1010-nucleotide messenger RNA. Its product is annotated as sperm-associated antigen 17-like. Gene Ontology annotation, biological process: axonemal central apparatus assembly; epithelial cilium movement involved in extracellular fluid movement. The coding region runs from base 54 to 1010 and encodes 318 amino acids. The transcript has 6 exons. NCBI's taxonomy places the organism in Eukaryota, Metazoa, Chordata, Actinopteri, Gadiformes, Gadidae. Gene Ontology annotation, cellular component: axonemal central apparatus. The record is from RefSeq and is a predicted model, not a curated record.
CUCAGUAUUGUCUGUUCAACAGUCUCCACCUGUCUGCUGCUGACGGCUGGACUAUGAAGUUCUUCAUAGAGGACACACCAGGGACCCCUGGACAGCGCACCCUGCUGGUGAGGCAGAGCAUCCCGGCCUGGCAGGAUGGGGUUGCCGUGGCGAUGCCUGCGGAGCUGUCCCGUGUGGUCACGGGCCAGGGAGCCGUGGUCAGACACAUGACAGACGGGUCCACCGAGGUGCUGUUUCCAGAUGGGGCGGUCUCCUUCAGCCCAGACUCUGGCCCCGUCUGGCCGCCGCUCUCUGAGCGCCAACAGGAAGAGGCUGAGGUGAACACUGCGGCAGACGGCUCCACCCCCCCCGGUCGAGGACGCUGGGUCACCACAGCCCCCUCGGGUGCCAGGGUCUGCACGGUGGGCAGCACCCAUGAACACAUCCCCACGGCCGCACUGCUCUCUGUGCACGCCACGGACCCCCUCAGCCAGGCUGUGAUGCUGACGCGACAGGACCGCGUGGUACAUGUUCAGGAACCGGACGGAACCCUGACUGUGGAACACGCAGAUGGAACCAGAAUCACCAGCUUCUACCAGGGGAAGAACUCCUACCAGGAGAGCUCCUACCAGGGGAAGAACUCCUACCAGGGUAAGAACUCCUACCAGGGGAAGAACUCCUACCAGGAGAGCUCCUACCCGGGUAAGAACUCCUACCAGUGGAAGAGCUCCUACCAGGAGAGCUCCUACCAGGGGGAAGAACUCCUACCAGAGGCCCCCUACCAGAAGGCCUCCUACCAGAAGGCCUCCUACCAGGGGAAGGCCUCCUACCAGAAGGCCUCCUACCAGGGGAAUGCCUCCUACCAGAAGGCCUCCUACCAGGGAAAGGCCUCCUACCAGAGGGCCUCCUACCAGAAGGCCUCCUACCAGGGGAAGGCCUCCUACCAGGGGAAGGCCUCCUACCAGAAGGCCUCCUACCAGGGGAAGGCCUCCUACCAGGGGAAGGCCUCCUACCAGAGGGCCUCCUACUAG